AUGCUCUCGCUCUCGAUGAAGUCCAUCGGGGUGGGGGCGCUGGACAUACGGACGCGCGUCCGCAGACUGCGGGACCUGGCGGUUUCGGAAGGGAGCCUCACCGAGGAGAUGGUCGGCCUCGUUCGCUUUCUCGUGCAAGCGGAACUGCUGUUCGAGAUGUCCGCCUGCGGGGACGUUCCUUUCAGGGCGGCAUUCGUGGUGGAUCUCGCGACUAGGCUCGACACCAAGGAAUCGACUGUCGAGAAGCUUUUGCGGGCGAACUCCCGAGAGGCGCGCGUCUGCGUCUCUUGCCCGACCUAUCUAUUGCUGACGUUCAGGGCCCCCGAGACGAUGCUAUCGAUCGGAUACGCACUGGAAGAGCUUCCGUCGCUGGGUGGCACGGACGAUGACUGGAUCAUCAACCUCGGCGAGGUCGAAGUAUAUGAUGGGAACGGAAAGAACAUCGCUCUAGGUGCGUCCGCUUCAACGAGCAGCUUGUGGCCGGGGUUCAUAGCGGCGAAUGCGAACAACAACAAUCCGCAAGACAUAGUUCACACUGCGACCGAUGACAAGUCUCCUUGGGUCCAAAUCGAUCUCGGCCACGCGCAGACCGUGUACGCAGUCCGCAUCAUCAACCGCCAGGACUGCUGCUGGACACGUGCCAUAGGAUGCUACCUCGGGCUCUUUAACGAGCAUUGGACGCCUGUGUACACGUCCGAUCAGAUCAGCCAGUCCGGGGUGGCCUACGUUUUCGCGCCUCCUUCCGUAACUCCAGUUGCAGGAGCCACUGGGAACACGAUCUCCACCAUCGUACCCAUAUCCGUGCAAUGGCCUGGCACGGGAUCUUGUAGCGUGUCGUGCGGAGACGCCGAGGCCGGUGCUCUCGAGAGACGAACGCCCGUCAAGAAGCGACCCAGCCUCGAAUCCAGGACGUUCGACUUCAAGCCUCACUUCCACAGGGCUUUCGUCUUGGCCGAAGAGAUUGGGAGCGGCAGCUUCGGGAGGACCCACGUGGCCUUCGCCAGGAAGAUGGGCGAUCAGAACGGCAGGAAAGUGGCCGUGAAGAUCAUCCCGAAGCGACGCAUGGCCAGCCAGGUCGAGAUCGACGACGUCGUCCGAGAGGUCGACAUCUUACGCAUGCUGCAGCGCAACGAAAACGUGGUGGAGUUCAUAGAUGCAUACGAGGACAUCAUGAAUGUAUACAUAGUGAUGGAGCUGUGCUGCGGUGGGGACCUCUCCGACCGCAUCCUGGAUGCCGGAGGCCGCUGCUCAGAAGCGAGCGCGGUGCCCAUGGUCUGGCAGAUCCUGAACUCGGUCGCAUACAUGCACGGCCGCGGUAUCAUCCAUCGGGACAUCAAGCCGGAGAACUUCCUCUUCGCCUCGGACGACAAGGACUCCCUCCUCAAGGCCAUAGAUUUUGGCCUCUCGGAGUACUAUCGCGAGGGGGAGGUGCUCAACGACAUCGUGGGCAGCCCCUACUUCGUCGCUCCCGAAGUACUAAAAAGGGCAUACCAUAUGAAGGCGGAUGAGUGGAGCAUAGGGGUCAUGACAUACAUCAUCCUGGUGGGCACACGCCCUUUCUUCGGAAGCACUCAGUCGGAAGUGUUUCGAUCGGUCCUGGAAGAGAAGCCGGACCUCGACGGCGUGAAUCUGACGAGAGACGCCAGAGACUUCAUCGAGAGGCUCCUGACCCGAGACGUAGACGGGCGGCUGACCGCCAGACAGGCACUCUCGCACCCGUGGAUGCGUAGCCUCGACGACACGUCCGCUCAAACGGAUGCUAAAUAG
Molecule: messenger RNA, 1767 nt
Organism: Klebsormidium nitens
Lineage: Eukaryota; Viridiplantae; Streptophyta; Klebsormidiophyceae; Klebsormidiales; Klebsormidiaceae
Source: the annotation of a GenBank genome assembly